UUUACACAAGCGUUUUACUUUUACCAUUUUAUUCAAUCCAAUGCGAUUUAUAAAUCUUAUUUGCAGUACACAUUCCCUUCUUUCAAAAUUUUUCAGUGGUCGCUGUAUCGAACUUUUCGAAGUUCUGGACCAUUCAUCGGACACAACAUGAUAAUAGGCCUACAUCUUUCAGAUAAUCAAGUUGGACCCGUUGGCAACUAUUAUCCUCCAUGUAUACAUGUCAGAGGCUAUAUCCUCUACUGGGAAAACGUAAAAGUUUGAAUGAAAUUUUGUUGCUGGGUGGGGUUUGGACCUCCCUCUGGGGUCUCAUGAGCUAUAAAAGCAUCCUGGUCUGGUGAGAGAGAAGCAGAUCAACGCCAACAGCCAAUAUCAGCUCUACACAAUCCUUCUGGGCCCGAACAUCUACUGCAGAAUGGCGAGUGCAUUGAGAUCCUGGACCGUGCCGCUGGCUCUUGUGCUGUGUGUCAUAGUGUGUCUCAGCAGCCUGGCUGAAGCUUACCCACCCAAACCAGAACCUCCAGCGGGAGAUGUGGGUCCAGAUGAGAUGGCCAAGUACCACACGGCUCUAAGACACUACAUCAACCUCAUCACACGACAGAGAUAUGGGAAGCGAUCCACCCCUGAGGCGGCUGUGGCUGAACUGCUCUUCGGUGAAGAGGAACAGGACAUCAGGCCCCGUGUGGAAGACUUGUUAUGGUGAUGUGACUCCUCUCUGUGGCUGGUGCAGUGGCUUUCUUCAUCCAUCCAUCUCUAUGAUAAUAAAUGAGUUUACUGAACAGCAGAAACCAGCAUGAGCCAAACCCUCAUCAAAAUGAGGCUCUAAAAACACCUCAUGAUCUGUACAUCUCUAUCAGCCUCUUUCUUUCUUUCUCUCUCUUCCUCUCUCUUAUGAGUUGAUUUAUGCUUUGUGAAAGACAAUUGUAAAUAAUUUAUUAUUC
Onychostoma macrolepis is the source of this 938-nucleotide messenger RNA. It is a transcript of the gene pyyb, whose product is annotated as peptide YYb. The record is from RefSeq and is a predicted model, not a curated record. NCBI's taxonomy places the organism in Eukaryota, Metazoa, Chordata, Actinopteri, Cypriniformes, Cyprinidae. Gene Ontology annotation, biological process: neuropeptide signaling pathway; feeding behavior. The coding region runs from base 413 to 700 and encodes 95 amino acids. Gene Ontology annotation, molecular function: neuropeptide Y receptor binding; neuropeptide hormone activity. The transcript has 6 exons. Gene Ontology annotation, cellular component: extracellular region.